Messenger RNA from Salvia hispanica, 1770 nucleotides. RefSeq names its product Ribosomal L18p/L5e family protein. Gene Ontology annotation, molecular function: 5S rRNA binding; structural constituent of ribosome. Gene Ontology annotation, biological process: translation. Gene Ontology annotation, cellular component: ribosome. NCBI's taxonomy places the organism in Eukaryota, Viridiplantae, Streptophyta, Magnoliopsida, Lamiales, Lamiaceae. The record is from RefSeq and is a predicted model, not a curated record.
GAUGUAUUAUUUGUUUUCAAAUUUCAUCGUUUUAUAUGGGGAUUGGACCAAUGACAAUUCAAAUUUCGUGAUGUAUUAUUUUGUUUUCAAAUUUCAUGGUACUAAUAAAAUUUGAUCAAAUUUUAUGAUUUAAUUGCGAAUUAUAGUAAUUAGUUUCAGUAUAAUUCAGUAUUCGUUUUAAAAGGAGGUUUCACAUUUAAAAGUGAACGAGAUAGCAAUAUCUGUUCUUAAUCUCCGGUGACUGUUUAUACAGCUAAUUCACCGCCGUCGCCGGCGUCUAAGCCGCAGCCUUUGGGCGGAAACCUGAGUCACCAUAUGAUAUCACUAGGAGGCAGUUUACUGCAAAAAAAAAGUAAUGGGGCACCAACUGUUCGACGAAAUGUCUCAGCGGAAAAUCCAUUCAAGAAUAUAGGCUGUUAGUAAACCUCUGAAUCGCGUUCAGCAAUGGCGUUUGCGGCCGUAAGAAGGGUCUUUCUUUUGAGAUCAACGACGAAUUCUCUGCUAGCAUCGCAGCACGGCAGAUUCUCUACUCAAAGAGCCUCUACAUUUGUUGAUGAUGACAGUAGACGUUCCGUCACCGACAGAAUCCAUCUGUCGCCUUUAUUUCAAGAAACCGGCGAGGACGGCAUCAAGGACUGCAGAAUCGAGCUCGUCGACGAUUCGACGUGGAACGUGUCUUCGGGUUUAGCUGAUGCUUGGAGAGGCAGCAGUGAGGCUGCAGCAAUGAGAAUGAGGUCGCGUUUCAGUGAUCGUGAUGAUGAUGAUAACGGGGUGGUUGGUUCCGUAGGUGAAGCCGUAGAGGAUCUUGAUUUCGACGAGAUUGAGGAUAUGAGGAUUCACGGGAAGUUGUUCUACAAGCUCGACCGGGGUUCUAAAGAGUACGAGGAGCACAAAUUCGACUUCCAUGGCAGGAAAUCCGCGAGGAACGAGAGAGAUUGGGGGGGAAGCAGCAAGGAAGAUGCCAAGGAAGACGCUUCCCAUUCGAAGAAGGAUCGUGUGAGAGAGAUAGAGAAGAGUGAAGAGAGCAAACAAGCAUUGUUGCUGAGCAAGAAUUCGUCUUAUUUGAUUCGUGAAAGCAGCAGCAUUACUGCUAACAAGAAGCAGAGGACUCCAACAUUCAAUCAGCUCACAGCUCCCUACCACGAGCCUUUCUGCUUGGACGUGUUCAUCUCCAAGGGCUCAGUUCGCGCCUGCAUCGUUCACCGCGCCACCAGCAACGUGGUGGUGGUGGCGCAUUCUAUCUCCAAGGACAUGAAGUUUGAUCUUGGGUCGACCAAGAACAAGGACGCGUGUGCAGCCGUGGGGAGGAUCUUGGCGCAGAGGGCGUUGGACGAUGACAUUCAUAACGUGGUGUUCACGCCGAGGAAGGGAGAGAGAGUGGAAGGGAAGCUGCAGAUUGUGGUGAAAUCUAUCAUUGCUGGUGGAGUUGAUGUCAAGGUGAAGCUCAAGCAGAGGAGCUUCAAGCUACCUAAACACCUCCUUCCUAAAACUCAAAAUCUGCAUUGAUUGGGUAAAACAAAAAAUUUCACACUAUUCUGCGUGUGAGAAGCCAAACGUCGCACAAGUAUAAGUGAGAGAGAUGAGAGAUUUGACAUUUCCAUCACAUCAUUGGGGGCUGUCUGUCAGCAUCACUGCAUGUUGCAGUGAACAUGCAGAGGCGGUGCAACAAAUGGGCGAAAAUACCCUUCAAGGGCUUAGGGAUGUUAUUGUCCGAAAAUACCUGGUUUGUGAAUUUAGUUUUUGUUAGACCCCUGCAAUGGGAUUUUUUUU